AUGCAAGUUAAGAAUAAGGCCAAAUUAAAAGACAAAAAUGUGGCUGUAACAUUGAUUCCAGAAGAUUCUGAGGAUUUAUGGUAUUUAUACAACUUAAUAAAGAAAGGAGAUACAGUUCAGUUGCUUACUCAUCGUAAUGUCAAAAAAGGAAACCAAUCACAAUUGACAAAAGGUAAAGCCAAGCUGGAGAAGAUCUUAGUUAAGUUAAGAUUACUGGUUGAAGACAUUGACUAUAUUGCAUCCGAUCAGACGAUGAGAAUCAACGGGAAAUCCUUAGUACAACAAGAAUACAUCCCUUUGAAUAGUUAUCAUACUGCUGAAGUGGAAUUAAACAAAGAGUUGACAAUCACCAAAGACAAUUGGGAUGAAUAUGAUAUGAAGUUAUUGAGUGAUUUGUGUUCUAUUGAAAAUAAGGCAGAUAUUGGUGCGGUUGUUUUUCAAGAGGGUGUAGCACAUAUUUGCUACGUUACUGAUUCCAUGACUGUUUUGCAAGCCAAGGUUGAAAAAUCAAUCCCAAGAAAGAAUAAUGAAUAUGGUACCAGAGACUUAGACAAAGCCAUGAAUUCAUUUUUCAACAUGAUCAUCUCUACCAUGACAAGGCAUUUUGAUUUUGAUAGAUUGAAAGUGAUUAUUUUGGCAUCUCCAGGGUUCUUAGCCAAAACAUUGUUUGAUAGAUUAAUGCAAGAGUGUUUGAAUUUACAAAAUUCAGGGAAAGAAAGCAAAAUUUACUCCAGUAUAUUGAAGAAUAAGAACAAGUUUUUGAUAGCGCAUUCGUCAACAGGUUACUUGCAAGGUUUAGAAGAGGUCAUGGAAGACCCUCAAACAAAGAAGAGACUAGCUGAUACAAAAUUUUUGGAAGAAACAGAGGCUUUACUGCGUUUUCAACGUGCAUUGAAUGAUGAUGAUGGUAGAGCAUGGUAUGGUUUAGAAGAGAUCACCAAAGCAUUGAAUAUGGAUGCAGUAAGGUACCUCAUGGUUUCAGAUGCUUUGUUUAGAAGUGAUGACAUUGAGGAAAGAAGAGAAUACAUAGACUUAACCGAACAGGCAAAAAGUUUAGGUGCAAAAGUUUACGUUUUUUCUAGUUUACACGAAUCAGGUAUUCAAUUGAAUCAAUUAACUGGUAUUGCUGCCUUGUUGAAAUAUCCAAUACCCGAUCUUGACGAUAGCGAUGAAGAAGAAUAG
Messenger RNA from Candida tropicalis MYA-3404, 1182 nucleotides. RefSeq names its product ribosome dissociation factor. Gene Ontology annotation, cellular component: cytoplasm. Gene Ontology annotation, biological process: nuclear-transcribed mRNA catabolic process, no-go decay; nuclear-transcribed mRNA catabolic process, non-stop decay; RNA surveillance. The record is from RefSeq and is a predicted model, not a curated record. The transcript has a single exon. Lineage: Eukaryota; Fungi; Ascomycota; Pichiomycetes; Serinales; Debaryomycetaceae. Bases 1 to 1182 code for a protein of 393 amino acids.